AUGCCAGCUACAUUAUCAAAUAAACCAGCAGUUAUGAAAAGAAAACCCAUGAAAGAAAUUUUGAACCUAGCGGAACCGUCAACAUCAACAGAUCAUUACUCUGAAUGCUCGGUACAUCAAUUACAUACAAAAAUGGAAGGAAAUACAUCUCACAAAGAAAAUCUUGAUCCGGUUACUGCGAUGCAAGCACCUGUGAUAUCAACAAAUCCUGUAGUUAUAAAGAAAAGGGCUGAAAUGGUUUUAGGUCAUUACUCUGAACGUUCGGUACAUCGAUUAUACACAAAAAUGGAAGGAAAUACUUCUCACAAAGAAAAUCUUGAUCCAGUUACUCCAAUGCAAGAUCCUGUGAUAUCAACUAAUCCUGUAGUUAUAAAGAAAAGGGCUGAAACGUUUUUAGGAGGAGCAUUGGCAGACAAGAAAAAGACAAAGG
Parnassius apollo (apollo) is the source of this 430-nucleotide messenger RNA. Lineage: Eukaryota; Metazoa; Arthropoda; Insecta; Lepidoptera; Papilionidae. The record is from the annotation of a GenBank genome assembly.